Messenger RNA from Orussus abietinus, 348 nucleotides. RefSeq names its product 14 kDa phosphohistidine phosphatase-like. The record is from RefSeq and is a predicted model, not a curated record. Gene Ontology annotation, cellular component: cytosol. NCBI's taxonomy places the organism in Eukaryota, Metazoa, Arthropoda, Insecta, Hymenoptera, Orussidae. The coding region runs from base 1 to 348 and encodes 115 amino acids. Gene Ontology annotation, biological process: peptidyl-histidine dephosphorylation. The transcript is spliced from 3 exons. Gene Ontology annotation, molecular function: protein histidine phosphatase activity.
AUGCCGGAAAUAGUCGAUUGGCUGAUCGACUAUCGAGUGUUAACGGUGAUACGGCAUUCCAUGGCUCCUCAGCUCCUGUUCGAGGUACUGGCUCGUACCAGGCCCACUUUGUUCAUCGUUAUUCCUGACAUUUACGACGAGGUGGGCGAGCAGCUAAAGAAGUUUGGCUCUGGACUGGACACCGAAUGUUUGGGAGGUGGAAGAAUCGAUCACGACGCUGCGAAAAAAAACAUCAAAGUGUACGGAUAUUCCCAGGGAUUCGGAAAAGCUGAUCAUAGAGUAUCGGUCGGCUUGUUGAAGAAAAAGUAUCCCGAUUACGAAAUUACAUGGAGCGACGAGGGCUAUUGA